Selaginella moellendorffii is the source of this 747-nucleotide messenger RNA. Its product is annotated as stress-response A/B barrel domain-containing protein UP3-like. The transcript has 2 exons. Lineage: Eukaryota; Viridiplantae; Streptophyta; Lycopodiopsida; Selaginellales; Selaginellaceae. The record is from RefSeq and is a predicted model, not a curated record. The coding region runs from base 69 to 677 and encodes 202 amino acids.
UAUGACGAAGAACGGUAGACGAUGAAUUGACUAAGUUUGUCUACUUGCGGAAGCUUCAUGUCGCUGCUAUGGCUUUUGUGGAGCACUUGGUCCUCUUCAGGCUGAAGAAGGAGGUAUCAAAUUCUCAAGAAGAAGAAUGGCUACACUCGCUCAACAAUCUCAAGAGCCUGGAUGGCAUUCUCUACUUCAGAGCUGCCAGGAUUGCGGAGAUCAGCGGUACGUUUUCAUUUACUCACGCCCUCUACGCCAGGUUCUCCGGGAAAGCAGCUCUUGCGCACUACUCGCCACAUCCGGAGCAUCUCAAAGUUGUGGAGAUUGGGAGGCAAAUAUGCGACGACUUCUUCGGACUCGACUGGGAGACCAACGAUGCCUCUCAAGUGGGAGACGGCCCCAAAGUCUUCAUGGUUGUGAAGCUCAAAGACGGGGUUGAUUCACAGGUGCUCCUUGAAGUGGCUUCCGUGUGUGCAAAGCAGGCUUCUCAGGGGAGAUUUGUCAGUGCUGGUUCCGAUUUUUCGAAGCGGGGCAGAGGUUUUGAUUUUGGAUAUCUUCUGGGAACUUGCAGCGAUUGUCCUCCAGACCAACAUGCUACUGCUCUUAAGCAUCUGCAAGACGAGCUUGCGUUCCUCCAGGGAGCGAUCGAUUCUUUCUUGGAGAGCUCUUUUGUCGUCCAGUGUUGACAAAGAUUACUAUUUAAAUUAUGGAGGAAAUAGUAGCUUCUUAUGGAAUUUAAUUAGUUUCUGGUAUGCA